This is a messenger RNA of Naegleria fowleri, 2682 nucleotides long. RefSeq lists its product as uncharacterized. The transcript has a single exon. NCBI's taxonomy places the organism in Eukaryota, Heterolobosea, Eutetramitea, Acrasida, Naegleriidae. Gene Ontology annotation, molecular function: protein tyrosine/serine/threonine phosphatase activity; actin filament binding. The record is from RefSeq and is a predicted model, not a curated record. The coding region runs from base 1 to 2682 and encodes 893 amino acids. Gene Ontology annotation, biological process: protein dephosphorylation.
AUGUUCAAACUUUCGUUGCCGCUUUCCAAAGUGAACAACAACAGCAACUCCUCAUCACACGAAGAGAACACAACAGCGGCGGUUGAUCGUGUGGGUCUCUCCACUGAUACAACAACAACAACAGAUGCAUCUAACAGAAACAAUGAACAUAUCAUCACCUCAACCGCUAAUAGUAGUAGUAGUAGUAGCAACACUACUGCUACCAACGGCAUCACGAUUCCGCCCGUUUCAUUAUCGAACUUGAUAUCCGCAACUAUUUCUUCUUCUGAUAACAACCGUGAUGAUGACAUGUCCUAUGAUGAUGAUGAAGAUUUCAAGGACUAUGAGACGCUCUCAAACCAUAGAAAAUCAGAAGGGACGACAACGAACAAUAACACAUUCUUUUCUUCUAUUUCAUUUGAUACUGACCCAAUUCCAAUUGAAAAUAUGAGCAAGUUGAUUGGAUCAUCUCCAUCAACAAUGGCAACAACAACAACAUCAGAAAAAUCAACCUUCUACACAAGUAACAUCAAAAUGUUCGAAUGUUUUGAUGCUGUCUCUUCCAAGAGCUCCUCGGACAAGGUCUGGAAACGAGAUUUCCAAACAAAACCUCUUCAUACUCUAGUCUCGAAUAUGAACCAUCAUGAAGGUACAACGACGAAUUUGUCCUCUUGCUCCUCACAAUUCAACACAACUUCGUGUUACAUUGUUCUCCACCUCUAUCAUCAUUCUCACUCGGCAAUGUCACCACAAUCAAACAAACCUGCCCUUUCAAAUGACGAAUCACGAGACGAAACUAACUUUAAACUACUCGAGCAACUCUUCACAGUGGGAUCCCUCGAAUGUACCAGUAGUCAGAUGACAGAUUGUGCCUUCACACCGCGUGGAUUAGAGUAUCCGUUUGCUAGCACGCGAUUAGACUCUCAACACAACACCAAGUACCUCUUCGAUCUCUACGUUUGGUACGGAAAGGAAUCAAGCGAAUUUGUAAAGAGCAGAACCAUUGAGAGAGCACUUAACUUGGAGUCAUUGCUGCAUCAACCUCAUGCUGUAGAGCAGUUAUUCCACUCCGGAAAACCACAAUCUUUUUAUGAUUUGGUCCUCAACAAAACAGACGUUGGUAACAGUGCCACAACAACUCCAUCAUCAGAGACCUCUGCAUUGUCAAGUCUAUCAUCAUCCAGUGUUUUGCGUCAUCAUCUUCUCUCUCGAAUUAGAGCCAUGAUGAAAGGCACACCACAAAAAUCAUCGCGACAUCUUUUUGAGGAGUUGACACUUCUUUCUCCUGACGAAACGUUUAACAAUUCGGAUGUUGACAAGCUGGGAACUCUACUUCAACUCCGAAAGAGACCAAUGGCUGGCGUAAGUAAGGAUGAAGAACACGAUUCGCUUGAAUCUCCACGAAAGAAGGAACGGACCCAAUUGAGUCCUCUCAAUACGCGAGAUGUUGAACAUGUGGAAGAACCAAAAGUGCUAAGUGGUAGAGAGCUUGCCAAGGCUUGUCAUUAUGUUUGUUCAAAAAUUACAGACUUUCUCUUCCUUGGCAGUGCUGCCGUUGCACAAGAUAAGAAAAAACUCAAUGAGAACGGAAUUACACACAUCAUCAACUCAGCUGCUAGUGUUUAUUGUGACAAUUACUUCCCUAAUGAUUUUACAUACUAUUCACUAAGUUUAUAUGACGAUCCAAACGAAUCAAUUAUUGGUUCAUUUUACGGAGUUAUUGAAUUUAUCGAAAAUGCAAUCAAAAAUGGUGGAAAAGUCUUUAUCCACUGUCAAAUGGGAGUCUCACGGUCUUGUUGCUUGACCAUUUCAUACAUGAUGUGGAAAUAUAAAAUGUCGUUUGCAAGAGCUUUGGACGAUGUGAAACAGAAGAGAGCUUGCUGUUCUCCUAAUGCUGGAUUCUUGGUUCAACUUACACAAUGGGAAACAAUAUUAGGAUUAAAUGAGAAAGCUAGAAAGGAACCAAAAUCCUACCUCUACCGCAUAAGUCCUCUAAACAAUUUUUAUGCCAUCCACAAAGAGUUGGUACCAAAGUUGUGUCACAAUACGAAAAAUUUGGAUUCAAGAACUUGCUUUUUACUUCAAACCAAAUACGACCAUUGUUUCUUGUGGAUUGGCUCUAAGAGCACGAAUGAGCUACAACAGGCAGCAGAGAAGUUUAUCGGAGUUUUAAAGUCAUAUUCUCCAAUUGUCAUCAAGGAGUGGAUUCGAAUCCAUGAGGGACAAGAAACUGAAGAAUUCAAUCAAGCUAUGGACACCUUAGAAAUUGAUCCAAGAAGAGCGAACAACACUUCUGAAUAUCCAGAUUUGAAAUAUUUGCAAAUGACCCACGAAGAAGCAAUGGAUUUAUUGCGACAAUUGAGAAAUGUUGACAAAACUGCAGAUUUAGAAGCAGAGAAGGAGUUGAAAGAGUACAAGAAUGGUACGCUUUUUAGCUUUGAAGAUGGAAAAUUCUCAGAAUUCGACUACUUUGAUAGUGAGGAUAUUGCCGAUGACAUGUGCUAUGUCAUGCUUCCAGAGAAUGAGCCAAAAAUUCUUGUCAUGAUUGGCUAUGAUGUUGAUCUUGGAGAUGACAGUGUUGAUGACAAGGGUGAAGAAAUUGGCGAAUUAUUCAUUGAAUGGAAAAAACUUCCAGCAGAUACCUCUAUCCAAGUUUGUGAAGAAGAUGACCCAGAAUUCUUCAGAUACUUUAAGAAUGGAUAA